Messenger RNA from Agrilus planipennis (emerald ash borer), 4549 nucleotides. Its product is annotated as diacylglycerol kinase theta. Gene Ontology annotation, molecular function: ATP-dependent diacylglycerol kinase activity; RNA binding. Gene Ontology annotation, biological process: diacylglycerol metabolic process; intracellular signal transduction; lipid phosphorylation. The transcript has 17 exons. Bases 660 to 3680 code for a protein of 1006 amino acids. NCBI's taxonomy places the organism in Eukaryota, Metazoa, Arthropoda, Insecta, Coleoptera, Buprestidae. The record is from RefSeq and is a predicted model, not a curated record.
UGCGCACCACCAGUGUGUCAGUCGACGGCUGCUGCGGCCUGUGAGAGAGAGCGAUCGCUCCGUGACUGCGUGUGUGCGUGCGUGUGCCUCGAAGACAUCGUCGAGAAGUAGGCCGUGAACGAAGAAGUCGAGGACUGUGUUGUAGCAGCACCAAAAAAACCAGAGCGCGGCGGGGUAAUGCGUUACGGGCAUGGGGUGACCGCCGCGACGACCAGGCGUCGGGACGGACUGGUGGUGGUGGCGCGGUAGACGCAAUCAUGUCUGCGGACGGCGGAUCUGCCGAAAUCACAUAAUCAUAAACAAUAGACAGACAGAAGUUUGGUCGUUUUUUGUUAGUUAUCUAUAUAUUUCUUUUGUUUUAUUGUGUCUUCGCACGUAGCAACAAACGACUGCGUAACAGUUGAAUUACAAAAAACAAACGGGAAGGAAAGAAAGGAAAAAAGAGUUACGACGACGGCAAUUGUUCUUAUUGUUGCUGUUGUUGUUAUUAAUGUUUUUCGUUUGUGCUCGCGAGAAGAAGAGGGUGGUGAUAAUUGGAGCAACGAUGUCGUUGCGUUAUUGUUCGUCGCGUUAUAUUAUUAUUAUGUCGCAGCUGCUGCGUUCGGUGCGGAGCAGCGCCGUUUUUUCGCGGUGAAAAUUCGGCGUGAACGGGGUCGGCAAUGGCGUCGGUUGCGGGACCGACCAACGACCCGACCACCGCUCACGGGCACUCGUUUGGCAAAAAAACGUUCCACAAGCCCACCUAUUGCCACCACUGUGGCGACAUGUUGUGGGGUCUCAUCCAGCAGGGCUUCAUUUGCGAAGUGUGCAAUUUCGUGGUACACGACCGAUGUCUAAAAUCUGUGGUGUCACCGUGCUCCAGUAUAGCCGCAGGACUUAUAAAAAAUCCGGUAGCCCACUGUUGGUCCGAACCGUUCCAUCACAAAAGAAAAUUUUGCAACGUUUGCAGAAAAAGAUUAGACGACAGUUUAUCAAUUCAUUGCGAAAUUUGUGAUUAUUUUGUACAUUGUGAGUGCCAAGAUUUUGCUAUAGCUGAAUGUAAGGAGAACGCCACUUAUUUGCCCGGUAAACAGCUUAUAAAUGUGCGACAUGUACACCACUGGCGGGAGGGAAACCUCCCCAAUAAUUCUAAAUGCGCAAUGUGCAAGAAAACUUGCUGGACAACCGAGUGUCUUUUUGGAUUUCGUUGCCAAUGGUGUGGACUCACAUGUCACGCGGCUUGCUUGAGCCACGUAUCGCCGGAAUGUACUUUCGGAAUUUUGGAACCCAUUUACCUUCCUCCGCAUGCAGUUAGCAUUCCAAGAACCGAAGUUCCUAUGGAAGCCAUUAUUGGUGUACAAAUUAGGCGAAAAGAUACUUUGUCUCGUGAGUAUUUUUGCCUCUACAAGAUCGAUCGUAAUAAUCGGAGCGCACUUUCAGCUGUUCUGAAGCACCUUUCAUUUGUUUUGUCUGGCAGCUGUAGAGGCAGUUGUCAACCCUCGCCUCCCCAUUACGUUCGAGCUCGAAGUAUUUCCGAGGAGUUUAGCAGCGGCGAUACGGGGCGAUACAAGGAGGAGGAGUGUCCGCCGUCUAAGGAGAGACCCGAGAAGAUCAGGGCUUCGGAUAGGGACGAUAGGGAAGAAGAAGUAAUAAAGGUUUACGAUGGCAAUACAUCACUCAGGCGUCGCAUAUUUCGGACAAUAGUUGUACCAAGAACGGCAUCGGUCAAACAAAUUCUCACACUAGCGCUAAGGGCUCAUCACAUCACCAAAGACCCAAGCACCUUUUAUUUAUCGGAUCUGUAUUCGCCAGACGAGGCCCGUCUUCAAGAUCCCAAUCCCGUAUACAACUUGCAUCGUAAAGAAGGAAAACGACCCGCAGUAUUCCUUAGAUUUCAGGAUCGCGACAACGACAAGGGUGAAGUUCGCGUGUAUCCCGGUAAGUUGCAGGUAUCCCAGGCAUUCUGCACCGUGCCCGUGGAUUCCAACACUACCGUGGAAAAUAUUAUUAGCGAAGCUAUUCAGCUUUUCAAUUUAAACACUUACAAGCCGGAAGAUUUUCGUUGCAGCGAAAUCUUACUGGAUAGAGGAGUAACGGAAAGGGUACUCUCGUACCACGAGAGACCAUGGGAGAUAGUGAAACAAUUGGGCAGGGACAGCAUCAGGCAGAUGGAACUUAUGCGAUUUUAUUUGCAAUUGAAGGAGGACCCACAUGGGCCUAACGUGGCCCUUUUUGUUGGGAAUUUGCCCCCCAAUCUGAACGAACGUAAUUACGAGAACAUCUUGACGGACUAUUUGGGCAAGGAGAAUAAGUUUUCAAAAAUUGGUCCCAUUUACUACGAAUAUGGUUCGAUGGUAAUCACCUAUGAAGAUGCCGAAAGGGCCGUCCGAGCUUUCUACACCCUGCGCGAAUCCAGAUACGAAGACAAACAUCUUCUCGUGAUGCUUUUGCCAAAUUUGGAACCGUUAAUGAUACCACAGGGUGUCCAGCCGCUCCUGGUGUUCGUCAACGUCAAAUCGGGUGGGCAACAAGGGUUAGAAUUGAUCUCAAGCUUUCGAAAACUGCUUAAUCCCUAUCAGGUGUUCGAUUUGGAUAACGGCGGUCCCCUGCCUGGCCUUUACGUAUUCAGGAACAUCCAAAAUUACAAGAUAUUGGUCUGCGGCGGAGACGGGACCAUAGGGUGGGUGCUUCAAUGUCUAGACAACGUCGGGCAGGAUUCGCAGUGUUCAUCGCCAGCCUGUGCCAUCGUACCACUAGGAACAGGGAAUGAUUUGGCGAGAGUUUUACGUUGGGGUCCGGGUUAUACGGGAGGGGAAGAUCCGUUGAAUCUGUUGAGGGACGUUAUUGAUGCGGAAGAGAUCAGGCUGGACCGUUGGACUGUUGUCUUUCAUCCCGAGGAUAAGGCAGACGAUACCAACAAGCAGGUCAACUCCUCUGGUAAGAAGAGGCAAAAACUGUCCAAACUGAAACUUACCAAUGAGCAAAUUAAAAAAACAGUGGUGGGGGCUUCGGCGAACGAAGAUAACUCUCAAAUAUUCGUAAUGAACAACUAUUUCGGGAUCGGGAUAGACGCCGACUUGUGCUUAGAUUUCCACAAUGCCCGCGAAGAAAAUCCGAACAAAUUUAACAGCCGCUUGCAUAACAAAAGCGUCUACGUAAAGAUGGGACUUCGAAAAAUGGUGGGACCGAAGAUGUGCAAGGACUUGCACAAGGAGGUCCGAUUGGAGGUCGACGGUAAACACGUGGAACUACCCCAGGUCGAGGGUAUCAUCAUUCUAAACAUACUGAGCUGGGGUUCCGGAGCGAACCCUUGGGGUCCCGAGAAGGAAGAUCAAUUUUGUAAACCGAACCAUUGGGAUGGAAUGCUGGAGGUGGUGGGAGUCACGGGGGUGGUUCAUUUGGGUCAGAUACAAUCCGGUUUGAGAUCGGCCAUGCGGAUAGCUCAGGGAGGUCAUAUAAAAAUUCACUUGCAUUCCGAUAUUCCCGUACAAGUGGAUGGAGAACCGUGGGUUCAAAGUCCCUGCGACGUGGUCGUUUUGAAAUCUGCUUUAAAGGCCACCAUGUUAAAGAAGAUGAAGGGCAAAAUGAAACGUCGUAACACAGAACCGACCAUGUUGGUGUCACCAUGUUCGCAUCUGGCGCCUUUGGCUUCCAACGAAAGUGACGUUUCGCCAACCGAUCCGGAAAACACAACAUUUUAAAAAUAAAAAAAAAACGCACGCAACACACGCAUACAACACAAAAUCGUCGUAAUCUCGUCGGUGCUCACCCUCUGCGGGUGGUGCAAUGAUAAUUACGAAAUCAUAACUAGUAUGGUAUUUUACCAAUUUUUUCAUUAUUAGACUUUAUAAUAAUUAUUAUUAUAUACAUAUAGAUGCAUAUUAGAUAAGCUAUUUCCCGCCAAGAUGAAGAAAAACGUAACACUACUAUAUAAAUAUAUUACAUAAAAUAAAAUAAAAAUAAUAAUUAAAUAUCUACGAUUGCGUUGCCAAUAUUAAAUGAUAAUAAUUAAGUAAUAAUAAUAAUAAUUAUGAUAAGGAUGAAAACACGGAUUUGACCCAUUGACCGAUCAGUACUCUGCAAACGACCUCCGGACUCAAAAGUAGCGUUGGGAUUCCGAUCGAGACGACUGAGUGAUAAUUAUCGAUUUUUCGAUUGAUUGGUAAACGAAAAAAAAAUUACACGGGCAUGAAAAGUUUCGGCUGUAUGGUAAAAGACGUAGGAAAAGUUCGGAAAAAUUUCCAGGAAUGAUCGGUCACCUUACUUCGCGUAAUGAUAGAAAUGGUAUCCCCGAACUGUCCGCCAACCCUCGCCGGUGGCGGAAAAUGGUAAUUACUACGGAAUGUUAGGGCUUGCUAUCCAGAAAGCGACCGCUAACAUGUUGCAAAUCGGCUGGGAUGCAAAGGGCUCAGUUUCCCACAGGCAGUCGUCUGGAACGUAUCCUGCGGGAAAAACUGUAUGCCAGCCGAUUUACACGCGGAUUCGACACCCCAAUUUACCCCCCCCCCAAAACAGUUAGCAGCUAAUUAAUAUCUUAUUACAAACAAACAAACAUCAAAGAAAAAACAAA